UUUUUUGUUCAUAAUUCAUAUCAUAAAUGUGUUCGUGCGGUUCGGCAAACACUUAAAUAGUCGGGCGGGUCAGCGAUGCUGCUCAGUUUGAAUUUUAACGGCAUUGUGAGCGGUUGCCUUGUUGACAAGUCUUAAGACCCAAAACUGAGGCUACAUUUUGAAGAGCAGCUAAGCAGCAGAAGCAGACGAGUAUUUUAGCCGAAAACAUGAACAGCGAUGAGGUGCAAGUGAUCAAGAAGACCUGGGAAAUACCCGUGGCGACACCAACCGAUUCGGGUGCUGCAAUAUUGACCACAUUCUUCAAUCGCUAUCCGUCCAACUUGGAGAAAUUUUCAUUCCGUGAUGUGCCCUUGGCCGAAUUAGGCACAAAUUCACGUUUCCGGGCGCAUGCCGGUCGCAUUAUUCGCGUGUUCGACGAGUCCAUUCAGGUGCUGGGCCAAGAUGGUGAUCUGGAGAAGCUGGAUGAGAUCUGGACCAAGGUGGCUACCAGCCACAUACCGCGUAAAAUAUCCAAGGAGUCGUAUAAUCAACUCAAGGAGGUUAUUCUGGAAGUUCUCACCGCCGCCUGCAGUCUGAACGAGAGUCAAGCACAAGCGUGGGCCAAACUGGUUGAUCAUGUCUACGAUAUCAUUUUUAAAGCCAUUAACGAUGACGGCGAUUCCAUCUAAUGAGAUUGAGACAGAGACGGGAAGCAGAGAAUGUAGCUCAUAAUGCAAGGCACGGCUUAUGUAGUUUUAAGUAAAUGAUUAAUGAUAAAUGUUAGCUAUUUUCAUUUUAUAUUUAUGAGUACAAGUCCAGACACACACAUACACACACAGUACACUAACACAAUCGCACAUUGCUCUGUAAAGCUUUAACCCAUUGUCAGCCUUAAGCACUUAAUAAUAAAAAAAAUAUAAAAAAAAAUAAAGAAAUCGCUUGUAGCCGUAAA
Molecule: messenger RNA, 931 nt
Organism: Drosophila innubila
Lineage: Eukaryota; Metazoa; Arthropoda; Insecta; Diptera; Drosophilidae
Product: globin CTT-VI
Exons: 4
Coding region: 207-668 (153 amino acids)
Molecular function (GO): oxygen binding; heme binding
Source: RefSeq, a predicted model, not a curated record